This is a messenger RNA of Cucurbita pepo subsp. pepo (vegetable marrow), 770 nucleotides long. RefSeq lists its product as uncharacterized. The record is from RefSeq and is a predicted model, not a curated record. NCBI's taxonomy places the organism in Eukaryota, Viridiplantae, Streptophyta, Magnoliopsida, Cucurbitales, Cucurbitaceae.
UCUGCCCAUUUAUAAGGAACUGUGAGCAAUUUCAUCGUCCAGCCGGAGGCGAAGAAGUUGCCGAUCCACAACAGGGUGAAUUGAGAAACAUGAGGUUCUUCUCCUUCCUUGGACGGGUCCUCUUUGCUUCCAUCUUCAUUCUCUCCGCCUGGCAGAUGUUUAAUGAGUUCGGCCAUAAUGGUGGGCCAGCAGCCGCGGAGUUGUCUCUAAAAGUAGCUGUUUUGAGGAGAAAUUUAUCAUCCAAGCUGGGGGUAGCGAUACCUGAGAUUGAUGUCAGACACUUGGUUGCCAUUUCUUUAUCUCUUAAAGGGAUUGGAGGCCUUCUGUUUGUUUUUGGCAGCAGAGUUGGAGCUUAUCACCUGCUUCUGCAAUUGGCUAUUAUCACACCGGUUCUGUAUGAUUUCUUCAACUAUAGCCCUCAGAAACCUAACUUCGAUAUCCUGUUGUUUAGUGAUUUCUUGCAGCACAUUGCACUUUUUGGUGCUCUGAUUUUCUUCUUAGGGAUGAAGACCACAGGUCCAAGGAAGCACUCGAAGAAGAAGACAUCUAAAACUAAAACAUAUUAGAUUUGUUGAAGAAGCAACAGUUUGGCGAUUGGAUUAAUUUGCUCUGGCAUUCAGUUCUUAGGUAUACACAUAGUUUCACCAUUGGAACAAACAAGUUUUCUACUCUCUUGUAGUUGGGUAGUUUUUUUUUUCUCGAAUUACUUUGCUUCAUUGUUUGUCUUCUGAUGAGUUAUUAUUCAAUUUGAGUGUUGGCAUACAGGUCCU